Molecule: messenger RNA, 2698 nt
Organism: Sorex araneus (European shrew)
Lineage: Eukaryota; Metazoa; Chordata; Mammalia; Eulipotyphla; Soricidae
Gene: DRD2
Product: dopamine receptor D2
Exons: 8
Coding region: 231-1562 (443 amino acids)
Biological process (GO): adenylate cyclase-activating adrenergic receptor signaling pathway; adenylate cyclase-inhibiting dopamine receptor signaling pathway
Cellular component (GO): presynaptic membrane; glutamatergic synapse
Molecular function (GO): G protein-coupled receptor activity; dopamine neurotransmitter receptor activity, coupled via Gi/Go
Source: RefSeq, a predicted model, not a curated record
GAGGAAGUCGUCUUGGGGCUUAGAGGGCAGGUCGCAGUCUAGGGGUGCGGGGGAUGGCAGGGGCGGCGGGUGGCCGUCCAAGUCUGGAGCGGAUCAAGAGCCCCGACCGGGCGGUGUGCGGAGACCAGAGGCAGCUCUAGCCGCCCCACUCCUGCCUGCGGGCCGGCAGCCCCAGAGCAUCCCUCUGGGAAGGAGAGAGAGCCUGGUCACCCAGUGGCCCCGCUACCCCAAUGGAUCCACUGAACCUGACCUGGUACGAGGAUGACCUGGAGAGCCAGAACUGGAGCCGGCCCUUCAAUGGGUCCGAAGGCAAGGGCGACCGGCUUCACUACAACUAUUACGCCAUGCUGCUCACCCUCCUCAUCUUUAUCAUCGUCUUCGGCAAUGUGCUGGUGUGCAUGGCUGUGUCCCGUGAGAAGGCGCUGCAGACCACCACCAACUACCUGAUCGUCAGCCUCGCAGUGGCCGACCUCCUUGUCGCCACACUUGUCAUGCCCUGGGUUGUCUACAUGGAGGUGGUGGGUGAGUGGAAGUUUAGCAAGAUUCAUUGUGACAUCUUCAUCACCCUGGAUGUCAUGAUGUGCACAGCGAGCAUUCUGAACCUGUGCGCCAUCAGCAUAGACAGGUACACGGCCGUGGCCAUGCCCAUGCUCUACAACACACGCUACAGCUCCAAGCGUAGAGUCACUGUCAUGAUCGCCAUCGUCUGGGUCCUGUCCUUCACCAUCUCCUGUCCGCUGCUCUUCGGGCUGAACAACACAGACCAGAAUGAGUGCAUCAUUGCCAACCCCGCCUUCGUGGUCUACUCCUCCAUCGUCUCCUUCUACGUGCCCUUCAUCGUCACGCUGCUCGUCUACAUCAAGAUCUACAUGGUCCUCCGCAAGCGCCGCAAGCGGGUCAACACCAAGCGCAGCAGCCGCGCUUUCAGGGCCAACCUGAAGGCUCCGCUCAAGGGCAACUGCACUCACCCAGAGGACAUGAAACUCUGCACCGUUAUCAUGAAGUCUAAUGGGAGUUUCCCAGUGAACAGGAGGAGAAUGGAUGCUGCCCGCCGUGCCCAGGAGCUGGAGAUGGAGAUGCUGUCCAGCACCAGCCCUCCAGAGAGGACCCGGUACAGUCCCAUUCCACCCAGCCACCACCAGCUGACCCUCCCCGACCCAUCUCACCACGGCCUCCACAGCACUCCUGACAGCCCCGCCAAACCAGAGAAGAACGGGCACGCCAAAAACCACCCCAGGUUUGCCAGGUUCUUCGAGAUCCAGACGAUGCCCAAUGGCAAGACCCGGACCUCUCUCAAGAGCCUGAGCCGCAGGAAGCUGUCCCAGCAGAAGGAGAAGAAAGCCACUCAGAUGCUCGCCAUCGUGCUAGGCGUCUUCAUCAUCUGCUGGCUGCCCUUCUUCAUCACCCACAUCCUGAACAUACACUGUGACUGCAACAUCCCGCCUGUCCUGUAUAGCGCCUUCACGUGGCUGGGCUAUGUCAACAGCGCCGUCAACCCCAUCAUCUACACCACCUUCAACAUCGAGUUCCGCAAGGCCUUCAUGAAGAUCCUUCACUGCUGACCGUGCUGCCCGCCUGCCCAGCAGCCCGCUUCUCACAUCCCUGCCCGGGCCGGCCGGGCCUCAGGCCCUGGGCGCCAGGGGCAGGAGGGCACUGGGUGUUCGGCCCGUUCUCUGCCCUCACAGGCCCUGCAGUGUUAGCUUGGCACCAUGCCCCUCACUGCGCACUACGCCGUCUCUCUGCCAGGGGAGUGCUAGACAGCUGGGGCCCCCGACUUGGGUGCAGCUUGUGGAGUCCCCCCACCCUCACCCCCUGCCACACACAUACACACACACACACACACACACACACACACAAACACACACACGCAUCUCGGCUCCCUCUCCUUGGCACCAAAGAUGCAGCCACCUUCCUUGACCUUUCUCUGGGGCCCCGGAGUUGUGGGGCCCGAGUUAGGCCUCAGAGGCUGUUCUCUAUGGGGCGGAGCAUGGUCUUCACAGGCCUUUUCGGGAAGGUGGCAGAGGAACAGACCUUCACCCUGCAGAAGGCCCAGAGCAGAGAAGCCAGGGCCCUUGCCAAGGCCCCCGGAAACGCGAGUCCCGGGCGACUCUGUAAAUACCAGACAGCAGGAAGGACCCCAGAGAAGUUCAAGCCAAAAAUCUCUGCCCUCCCUGCCCCCCCAAUGACAGGAGCCCCCUUCACACUGCAGUGGGCCCCCAACCUGCCUCCCUGGAACUUGCUCCUGGUGAGUUUCCACAGCCCCGCAGGGGAGCCGCCCUGGUCUCAGAGCAUUUCAAGAGACUGUGGGGUGAGGACCCCCGCCCCCUAAUCUACCUGCCACGGCUGACGGACUUGGGCACCUCCUUUCUUGUAGCAGAUGCUGAGCCAGCCUCGGGAUAGGCGGGCGAGGCAGACUUGGGACCAUGUCUGGGGCGGGGUGUCUGGGCUUCUGUGGGGGCUGCCUCCUGCCACCCCGUGCCGCAAAACCACUUUCCUUUUCUAUGCCUUUGCCUCUUCUCUCUCCCGGGACCCUUUCCCUGCGCCUUAGAGGAGCCGCUGGCUCAGAGGUGGCUCUGACCACUAGGCCUGGCCUGGUCCUGUCCGAGGGAGGAGGGGAAACUUCAGCUUGGGGGUGGCCCCGGCCCCAGACUCUGUAACAUCACCACACAUGCUCCAAACCAAUAAAACGUUGACAAGA